This is a messenger RNA of Serendipita indica DSM 11827, 1881 nucleotides long. The record is from the annotation of a GenBank genome assembly. Lineage: Eukaryota; Fungi; Basidiomycota; Agaricomycetes; Sebacinales; Serendipitaceae.
AUGGCGGAGGACCUCACCUACAUGUCCAAGCACUAUGCACUGCUCCCACACUCUCAGUUCGGUGGUCGACCAGGAAGGACAACAACGGACGCCCUUCACCUUCUCACAAGCACAAUCAAGAAGGCAUGGAGGGAGUCAAAGGUGGCCAGCGCACUGUUUCUCGACAUCCAAGCAGCAUUCCCCAAUGUUGUCAAGCCAGUCCUCAUGCAGAACAUGAGAGCAAAAGGGAUCCCAGAGGAGUAUGUGCAGACUCUCGAGAACAUGCUGACAGGCAGAUCCACGCACCUCAAAUUCGACAAGGUGCACUCUGCACCCCGCGCUAUCACCAAUGGGAACAGCCAAGGAUGCCCACUCUCAAUGAUCCUCUACCUAUUCUACAUUGCCCCACUACUGGAGAUCGCAAACAGCAAGGACCAGCUCACCCUCGGGUUUGUGGACGACUCUACCCUGAUCGCCAUUGGCCAGAACUUCCAUGACAUGCACCUCGGACUGAAGGACAUGAUGGAACGUGAAGGAGGUGUACUAGACUGGUCACGUUCGCACCACUCACCACUCGAGAACAACAAACUCGGGCUUGUCGACUUCACCAUGUCAUCCGAAAAGUGCAAAGGCUCACAUCCCCUGGUCCUCGAGGCAAAGGACAGCAAUGGCAGAAUGUCAACAGUAACAAUUCAACCUACCGACAGUUGCAAGUUACUUGGAGUGGUGAUCGACCAGUCACUGCGGUGGAACAAGCACCAGGAGCUCGUGCACACAAGGGCAGUAAAGUGGACCUCACUAUUCUCGCAUAUACACAGGGCAUUCCAUGGCCUCCCAAUCCGCUCAGGCCGCCAACUCUUCAACUCCGUUGCCAUUCCUUGCAUCACAUACGCCACAGACAUCUGGUACACCCCACUGUACACCAAGCCAGACUCCGCACGCCGGAUGGGAUCCGUAGCCAUCACCAAGAAGCUGCAAGCCGUCCAACGUAGAGCCGCCAUCGGUAUCACAGGCGCUAUCCGCACAACAGCAGGAGAUACCCUUGAUGCGCACCUCAAUAUGCUACCAAUCAAAGAAACUCUACGCCUCACAUGCCAGAAGGCAGCGGCCCGGCUGGCAAGCCUGCCCGCUACCCAUCCUCUCUCCAAAUUUGUGAAACGAGCAUCAAGAGGACUCCUCCAGAGGCACAACGCCCCCCUACAUUGCAUCUUCCACUCCAUCGACUCCAAAGUAGAUGACCUCAAAGCCAUCACCCCAGCGUCACGCAACCCCAAUGCCACUAACCCAUUCACUAUCUCAAUAGAGGAGUCGAAGAUGUUAGCGAAAGAGGCGGACAACAACAGCAACGGCAACAGCGAGCAGGUAGUAGUUUAUACGGACGGCUCAGGAAUGGAAGGCAUGAUAGGAGCAGGUGCAGUACUCUACAGAGACGGAGUACGGAUAAGGUCAGCAAGAUUCCUGCUUGGAGAAGACAUGGAGCACACGGUACACGAAGGAGAACUUGUUGGAAUUGCACUCGGAGUCCAGCUAGCCAAGAUGGAAAGGAUCAUCAUACCACGUAUCAAGAUCAGCCUUGACAACCAGGCAGCAAUACAAGGAAUGGAGAACGUCAGUGCCAAAGCCGGCCAACACAUCAUCCACAAGAUCCACAGAGCAAUAGACAAACUGCGCAACAAUCAAAAGCGUAGACAAGAACUUGUAGAGGCGAGCGAUGACGAGACGAGGAUCAAUCGAUCGACUCAGAUCACUCUCACAUGGGUCCCAGGUCAUGAAGGGAUUGAGGGUAACAAAGCAGCGGACGAGGAGGCCAAGAAGGCCAUCACAGAUGGAUCAUCCACAGCAGCAACACUCCCACCAUGGACGAAGGACACCCUCCCACAGAAUAUCUCGGCACUCAGAUAG